Messenger RNA from Xylona heveae TC161, 375 nucleotides. Its product is annotated as peptidyl-prolyl cis-trans isomerase. Bases 1 to 375 code for a protein of 124 amino acids. Gene Ontology annotation, molecular function: peptidyl-prolyl cis-trans isomerase activity. NCBI's taxonomy places the organism in Eukaryota, Fungi, Ascomycota, Xylonomycetes, Xylonales, Xylonaceae. The record is from RefSeq and is a predicted model, not a curated record. The transcript has 6 exons.
AUGGCUGGCAAACCUGUCGACAUCAAGGUCCUAAAGCAGGGCAAUGGUCAAGACCGCCCCCAAGCUGGCGACACCGUGACUAUCGAGUACACGGGCUGGCUUCACGAUGCCAGUGCUGGUGCAGGCAACGACUUCAAGGGCAAACAAUUCGAUAGCUCCCGCGGCCGUGGAGACUUUGUCACCCAGAUUGGCGUCGGCAAGGUCAUCAAGGGUUGGGACGAGGGUGUCCAGCGCAUGACGCUCGGUGAAAAAUCCACGUUGACCAUUGACUCGAGCAAGGCCUACGGAGAGAGUGGUUUCCCGGGCCACAUUCCCCCAAAUGCGCAGCUUAUCUUCGACGUCGAGCUCAAGGGCAUCAACAACAAGCGCGCUUAG